Messenger RNA from Drosophila santomea, 4252 nucleotides. RefSeq names its product homeobox protein homothorax (gene hth). Bases 1286 to 2749 code for a protein of 487 amino acids. The record is from RefSeq and is a predicted model, not a curated record. The transcript has 14 exons. NCBI's taxonomy places the organism in Eukaryota, Metazoa, Arthropoda, Insecta, Diptera, Drosophilidae. Gene Ontology annotation, biological process: brain development; positive regulation of transcription by RNA polymerase II; animal organ morphogenesis. Gene Ontology annotation, molecular function: DNA-binding transcription activator activity, RNA polymerase II-specific; RNA polymerase II cis-regulatory region sequence-specific DNA binding.
GAAAUAUCUUUCAUCCGCACAGUGUAUUUUUGACUGCGAAGCGCGUACGACGUGUGUCUGUGUUGCGUUGCGUUCGAAUAAAAAGAGAAGAAAAGCGAAAAAGCGUUGCCGUCGGUGAAGUUUAUUAUUAUUAUGAUUAUUAUUAUUGCCCGUUAACCACGCGUUUUGCCAUCAAUCAGCAAAUAACCAACACAAGAAACACAUUGGAAAUCGCGCGCGUUUUUCCAUCGCGCGAACCAAACAAUCACGUUUUAAAGUGUGUUUUUCAAUCACAAUCGAAAAGUUCUUCUUUUCACAAAUUGAAGGCCCAAAUAAAUACUGUUAUUUGAGGGCCGCGGAGGGAAUUUCUUUCAACGAGGGGAUCCCGCCGAUCCCCCCGCAAAAAAACAAAGAAACACGCAAUUUGCCGUCGCAAAAACACCACACAAUAUAUUGCAUUAUAUAUUAACAAUAUAAUUUGUUCAUCUCUAGUAACGUAGUAUGUAGAAGCAGCUGUGAUAAAUAGUGCGCAUAUUAUACGAAAAAAGCAAAAAGAGUAUACGACAAACAAAUAAAAAUUAAAAGCAACCACAACUACUACUAUAAAAAUAACCAAGGAAAAGGCAAGGAAGCUCGCAAAAUAAGAGAGAACGAGGAAAGGGGAAAACGCCAUGGAUUUAUGACAACAACAAAUGCAACCCAGUAACAAAUGAUGUUGCAUCAACUACUACAAUACACGAGUAUACCAAGAGCAACAACAACAACCAUAACUGCAACGGCAACCAACAACAAAUUGUAUACGAUUUUUAUAAACCAAACAAAUGCUAUGUAAAUAAUUAUUAUAACAAACACACAAGUAAAAAACAUUCAGAAACAGAUCUCCCGCUCUAGAAAACAAACAACAAACGCGCGCGUAACAAAAACGAAAACAACAACAUCAACAAUACAACAAGUAUACAAACGUAAUAAUAAUACAUAAAAUCUAAACAAAUGUGCCUGUGUUAAAUAAAAAAGAAAGCAAAAUCAAGAAGCAAAGCGUUCAAAAAGCAAAGGCUUCCAAAUACAUGAAAAUAGUGCAAAACAUAUAAAACAAAAUCCCAGAAAAUAAAAUCCAAAACUAAGAGAACUGGAAAAGCCAAGAGCUAAAACUAAAGGACUUCAAGCGGGCAGCUACAGUAGAGCUUCCCUAUAACCGAAGCAGUUGCAGCGGCGGAGCGGGACGUCGGUCAGUGUGUUGCGCCCCCAUUUGUUGUUCCUACUGUAAAAAGUGGCACAAAUCGGGUUAGACGUCGCUCCCAGAGCAUUAAUGGCUCAGCCCAGGUACGACGAUGGCCUACACGGCUACGGCAUGGACUCCGGAGCCGCAGCAGCGGCCAUGUACGAUCCACACGCCGGUCACCGGCCGCCCGGACUGCAGGGCCUCCCCUCGCACCACUCUCCGCACAUGACGCACGCAGCGGCGGCGGCGGCCACAGUGGGCAUGCACGGCUACCAUUCGGGGGCCGGGGGUCAUGGAACACCUAGUCAUGUAUCGCCGGUCGGUAAUCACCUAAUGGGCGCAAUACCCGAAGUACACAAACGUGAUAAGGAUGCGAUUUAUGAACAUCCGCUAUUCCCGCUUUUGGCGCUGAUCUUCGAGAAGUGCGAAUUGGCCACAUGUACGCCGAGGGAGCCCGGGGUUCAAGGUGGCGAUGUCUGUUCGUCGGAAUCGUUCAACGAGGAUAUUGCAAUGUUCAGUAAACAGAUAAGAUCACAGAAACCCUAUUAUACCGCAGAUCCCGAAGUCGACUCACUGAUGGUGCAAGCAAUACAAGUACUUCGGUUUCACCUUUUAGAAUUAGAAAAAGUACACGAGUUAUGCGAUAACUUCUGUCAUCGGUAUAUAUCGUGUUUAAAGGGUAAAAUGCCAAUAGAUUUAGUGAUCGACGAACGGGACACCACCAAACCACCGGAGUUGGGAUCGGCGAACGGAGAAGGGCGCAGCAACGCCGACUCCACAUCGCACACCGAUGGAGCUAGUACACCAGACGUUCGGCCGCCGAGCUCAUCGCUGUCCUACGGCGGCGCAAUGAACGACGACGCCCGAUCGCCGGGCGCUGGUAGUACUCCCGGUCCACUGUCACAGCAGCCACCUGCCCUAGAUACAUCAGACCCUGAUGGUAAGUUCUUAUCAUCACUCAAUCCUUCAGAACUAACAUAUGAUGGACGAUGGUGUCGAAGAGAAUGGUCCUCACCUGCCGAUGCUCGCAAUGCAGACGCCUCCCGGCGAUUGUAUUCCUCAGUCUUCCUCGGUAGUCCUGACAACUUCGGAACGAGUGCAAGCGGUGAUGCCAGCAAUGCCAGCAUAGGAAGUGGAGAGGGCACCGGCGAGGAGGACGACGAUGCGAGCGGCAAAAAGAACCAAAAGAAACGUGGCAUUUUCCCAAAAGUAGCAACCAACAUAUUGAGAGCGUGGCUGUUUCAGCAUUUAACGCAUCCCUACCCAUCCGAGGACCAGAAGAAACAAUUGGCCCAGGACACCGGCCUAACGAUACUGCAAGUGAAUAAUUGGUUCAUCAAUGCGCGGCGGAGAAUCGUCCAGCCGAUGAUCGAUCAAUCGAAUCGUGCAGUCUAUACACCGCAUCCAGGUCCCUCCGGAUAUGGCCACGACGCCAUGGGCUACAUGAUGGACAGCCAGGCGCAUAUGAUGCACCGUCCGCCCGGAGAUCCGGGCUUCCACCAGGGCUAUCCGCAUUACCCGCCCGCCGAGUACUACGGCCAGCACUUGUAAUCCUCGUAAUCCGGCCCCGAACCGGAACCGGAAAUGGAACUGGAACUGGUACUGGAAAUGCAACUGGAACUGAAACUGCAGCCAGAGAGCUCUCCGCCGGAAGCGAUCAAGCCAAAAUCAUAGCUUAAAUUUUACCACCACCCAACACUGGAGACAAAGGACGAAGGACGAAGGACGAGGUACGAAGGAGCUGAAUGAAUACACAAGGAUCCGAUCCCAAAACUAUAGCAUACCAUACCGCGUGGCAAUAUCAGUCAAGUAAUAGCAAACAAAAAACAACAAGCAAAGAACAACAAACGUAGUAAAAUCUAUACAAAAUGAUAUUAGCUAAGCAACAGCGACAACAACAACAACAACAGCAACAUUAAGAACAACCACAACAACAACAAAAGAAAAACAGCAGAAUCCAGAACAACAAAAAGCACCAGCAACAACAAACCACAUCAAAAAGAAACCAGAAAUUUGAAAAGAAACUAUUUGUGUAUACCUUAAACAUAAAUAACAAAAGCAGAAAAAAGGGAAAAUAAAAGCAAGAAAAAAGAAAUAUUUAUGCAUAAACAAAAAUGAAACGCUUAGCUAUAAGUUAAAUAAACAAAAUAAAACCAGAACUCACACACACACACACACACAGACACACCGAGACGCAACACAACAAUUUGAAAUGCAAAUUUUUAUGUUCAAAGCUGCAGAGUGCAAAACACAACAUUUUAAAGCAUGAAUUUAGGCGCAGUCCAGAAAGGAUACAAAAUUGAAUAGGACAUACAAAAUUUAAGCGACAUUUCGUUCGGAUUUGUUAUAGAUUUUAGUUUGAAUUUAGAAAAUGCCCCGCCCCCCAGGAAAUCAAGGGAAAACCAAACCAAUAGCAGCAGCAGCAGCAGCGAAAUUCGAUCGAGUUUGAAUAUAAUUUGCGCAAUGGAAGGACGAGAGGAGAAUUCUUAGCUAGUUCUUAGUUUCAUUUUAGUUAUGUAACAAGUCAGUUGUAGUAACGCUUUGUUUUCUAUACCUUUACGCAUAUGUAUAUGUACAUACAAAACAAAUCGAUAACAAACUAUAGAUACUAUACAUACAUACGUACAUCUACGUUUAGGCGAUAGCACCCUACUAUAUAUCCUACGUUUAGACGAUUAAUUUAAAUAAAUUGAAUUGUUUUCUAAUUUUAUGCCUUGCAACACUUAAGUAAAAACGAAAUGGAAUUUAAUUUUUACAAAAGGGAAAGAUUAUCACUAGACGAGGAACAUUAUGAUUUGAAUUUGUUUUAGAGUCUUCAUUGUGUGCGGAUCUUGUAGUAUUAUUUUCCAACUGAAGCACACCGACCGAUUUGAAUAUAUGAAUAUAUAUAUUAUUAUGUAUAUGUAUAUGUAUGGAUUUUAUGCGAGUAACAAACAGUACGAUACAAAUAAUGGCAUAGGCAUAUACAUAACUCUGAAUAUGUAUACGUAAUAUUAAUAAUAAAUUAUGCUUACGUUUAAAUUGUACUUUUAUUUAUGUAUUCUAAUUUGUAUG